UUUACAAAUUGCUCAACUAUUGCCUGUAGGCAAUGUUAGUAACAACAGAAAAAAUGUAUCAUUUAGAAAUUCGAGACCACAAUGAAAAAAUGUAUAAUUUUCUGAUGACAAAAAACGUUUAUGAUUUAGCUCAUAAUGAUGUAUCAUAUGUAGAAAAAUUUUUGAUAGUGCAAAAGCAAAAAUAUCCUGCAUUAUUUCGAAACAAAUCUGCAAUAAAUGACGAAACACACGAUAAAAAAGUAUUAAAGUUAACAGAUGGGUCAAAUACUAUUGAACUUUAUGUAUCAAAUAAUAUUUUUGAACGUGGUAACAAUGAUCCACAGUUUGGUGUACAACUGUUCAAUAAAUACAGUAAAGAAAUAAUCAAACAAAAAGUCUCAUUGCAUAAGCACAAAUGUUUCUGAAGAUAGAGCUAAUGAAAAUAGACAGUUUGAUAAUAAUGAUGGAAGUGAAAAUAAUAAAAAUAUGGCUACGUGUAAUAUUACAGGUGCUUCGAGGCAUCAAUGG
Messenger RNA from Trachymyrmex cornetzi, 507 nucleotides. RefSeq lists its product as uncharacterized. The record is from RefSeq and is a predicted model, not a curated record. NCBI's taxonomy places the organism in Eukaryota, Metazoa, Arthropoda, Insecta, Hymenoptera, Formicidae. The coding region runs from base 33 to 404 and encodes 123 amino acids. The transcript has 4 exons.